CAAAUACUAACGUUACCAUUUGCUAUCAUUGUACUACCGAUUUCUCACUUCUCUUAACUGGCCAGUCCUGAACUUUACUCUUGAUAUGAACGUUCACUAGGCUACCUCCGCCUGAUUCCCAGACACUAGAGCUACCCCCUUCUAUCCUGCACGGUGCCCUUCAAGGUUUUUUUCCAGAGUCAGGCCAAUUUAUUUAAAUGCCGGAUAUUCCAAACGGCCUUAGCCGCCGAGGUAUAUAAGAUCGGCAUGGCCCCGGCCCUCGCUUUUAGCCGACCAGCUAACUUAACCAUUAUCACACCCUUCGUUAUGGCUUCUUUAAUUGACGGGAAGCAAAUUGCCCAAGACAUCAGGGGCCGUAUCCACAGUGAGAUCAAUGCGAUCCAGGCUGUCUCUUCCGAAUUCAACCCAUCCUUGGUGAUUAUCCAGGUGGGUGCCCGUCCGGACUCCUCGACCUAUGUGAAGAUGAAGCUUAAUGCUGCAAAGGAGGCUAACAUCUCUUGUGAACUUGUUUCUCUCCCGGAAACCACCUCUCAGCACGAAUUACUUUCUAGAAUCUCCAAGCUCAAUGCCGAACCAGCCGUCCACGGUAUCCUCGUGCAAUUACCCCUCCCAGCGCACAUUGCCGAGGACAAAGUUACUGCAGCUGUUUCUAAGGAGAAGGACGUUGACGGAUUUGGUCCGUUCAAUGUCGGUGAGUUGAACCGCAGAAACGGUGAGCCACUCUACCUCCCAUGCACGCCUAAGGGGAUCAUGGAGUUGCUUGCGCAUGCCAAGGUUGAGUUGAACGGUGCUAACGCCGUUGUGCUCGGUCGCUCUGAUAUUGUCGGUGCUCCAGUCGCCAGAUUGUUGCAGAUGGCCAAUGCUACCGUCACCGUGCUCCAUUCCAAGACCCAGAACAUUGCGCAGUACGUGUCCACCGCUGACGUUGUGGUCUCUGCCAUUGGCCAGGCAGGCUUUGUCCAGGGCUCGUGGUUGAAGCCCGGCUGUGUCGUCAUCGAUGUUGGUACCAACUUUGUUGAAGACGCCACCAAGAAGUCCGGUUCCCGCAUGGUCGGUGACGUUGAUUUCGAAUCCGCCGUCAAGGUUGCCAGUCAGGUUACCCCAGUUCCAGGUGGGGUUGGUCCAAUGACUGUCGCUAUGUUGUUAGAAAACGUAGUUAUCGCUGCCAAGAGACAGCACGAUGCUUCCAAGCACCCAAAGAAGUUUACCAACCCAUUACCGUUGAACCUCCAGACCCCAGUCCCGUCUGAUUUUGAAAUCUCCCGUGACCAGGAACCAAAACACAUCACUGACGUUGCGUCCGAAGCCGGUAUCCUUGACUCCGAACUUGAGCCAUUCGGUGCUUACAAGGCCAAGGUCAACCUCAACCUUCUUGACCGUUUGGGUAACAAGCGUAACGGUAAGUACAUUUUGGUAACUGGUAUUACUCCAACUCCGCUUGGUGAGGGUAAGUCCACCACCACUGUCGGUCUUGCACAAGCCCUUGGUGCUCACCUCCAUAAGAAUGUUUUUGCCAACGUCAGACAGCCUUCUAUGGGUCCUACCUUCGGGAUCAAGGGUGGUGCUGCCGGUGGUGGGUACUCCCAAGUCAUUCCGAUGGAUGAGUUCAACAUGCACGUCACCGGUGAUAUCCACGCCAUCUCCAUGGCCAAUAACUUGCUUGCCGCCGCCAUCGACACCAGAAUCUUUCAUGAAAACACCCAAAAGGACGCUGCCUUGUACAAGAGACUCGUGCCAGCUAAGAAAGGUGUCCGCACCUUUGCAAAGUGCUUCUUGAACAGACUCCAGAAGUUGGGGAUCAACAAAACCGAACCAAACGACCUCACCGAGGAGGAAAUUUCCCGUUUCGUCAGAUUGGAUAUCGACCCAGAAACCAUCACCUGGAGACGUGUUGUGGACUGUAACGAUAGAUUUUUGCGUGGUGUUACCAUUGGUGAGGCUGCCACAGAAAAGGGUAUGACUCGUUCUACCGGUUUUGACAUCUCCGUCGCCUCUGAGUGCAUGGCUAUCCUCGCGUUGGCCAACUCGUUGGAAGACAUGCGUGACAGAUUGGGCCGCAUGGUGAUUGGUUCUUCCCGUGCCGGUGUUCCGGUUACCUGCGAGGACAUUGGCUGCGCCGGUGCCUUGACUGCCUUGUUGAAGGACGCCAUCAAGCCAAACAUCAUGCAAACUUUGGAGGGUACUCCUGUCUUUGUCCACGCCGGUCCGUUUGCCAACAUUUCCAUCGGUGCUUCCUCCAUUCUUGCUGACAAGAUGGCCUUGAAGCUUGCUGGUACCUCCCUCGACUUGUCUGAAGAGGAGGCCAAGGAGCACGAAGGAUACGUGGUUACCGAAGCAGGUUUCGAUUUCACCAUGGGUGGUGAGCGUUUCAUCAACAUCAAGUGCAGAUCUUCUGGUUUGGUUCCAGAUGUUGUCGUCAUUGUUGCCACUGUCCGAGCCCUUAAGGUCCAUGGUGGCGGCCCAGAGGUCAAGGCUGGUGCUCCGUUGGCUGCUGAAUACACCCAAGAGAACGUUGAGUUGUUGAGAGCCGGCUGCUCCAAUUUGGCCAAGCAUAUUUCUAACGCCAAGCAGUAUGGAUUGCCGGUUGUGGUUGCCAUCAACCAGAUGUCCUCCGACUCUGCAUCUGAACACGAGGUUAUCAGAGAGGAAUCCUUGAAGGCCGGUGCUGACGCGGCUAUUGUGUCUAAUCACUGGGAGGAAGGUGGAAAGGGUGCUGUUGAUUUGGCCAAUGGUGUUAUUGCCGCUUCCCAGCAGCCAAAGGACUUUAAAUUCUUGUACGAAACUUCCGGCUCGGUUGAGGACAGAAUCGCCACCAUUGCCAAGGAAAUGUACGGUGCUGGUGCCGUUGAGUUCUCUGAAAUUGCCCAGCAAAAGAUUGCCACCUACACCGCUCAAGGGUUUGGUAACCUUCCGAUCUGUAUCGCCAAGACUCAAUACUCGUUGUCGCACGACGCUGCAUUGAAGGGUGUUCCAUCAGGUUUCACCUUUCCUAUCAGGGACGUCAGAGCGUCCAUCGGUGCUGGUUACUUGUACGCUUUGGCUGCCGAGAUCCAAACCAUCCCAGGUUUGCCAACCCACUGCGGGUUCAUGAACGUUGAGGUCAAUGCCGAGGGUGAGAUUGACGGUUUGUUCUAAGAUUUUUUGG
This is a messenger RNA of Babjeviella inositovora NRRL Y-12698, 3145 nucleotides long. RefSeq names its product trifunctional formate-tetrahydrofolate ligase/methenyltetrahydrofolate cyclohydrolase/methylenetetrahydrofolate dehydrogenase (gene MIS11). The transcript has a single exon. Gene Ontology annotation, biological process: tetrahydrofolate interconversion. The record is from RefSeq and is a predicted model, not a curated record. Gene Ontology annotation, molecular function: methylenetetrahydrofolate dehydrogenase (NADP+) activity; formate-tetrahydrofolate ligase activity; methenyltetrahydrofolate cyclohydrolase activity. NCBI's taxonomy places the organism in Eukaryota, Fungi, Ascomycota, Pichiomycetes, Serinales. Bases 247 to 3135 code for a protein of 962 amino acids. Gene Ontology annotation, cellular component: cytosol.